AACUUGCGUAGGAAUACAAGAACCAGCUGCUUUCCAUCGAAUUCUUGCUCCCUAUAGUCCAAAUUGCUGUUGUUGUUUUACUACUCUCCCCGUCCGUCCAAAGUUUGUUCAUCAAAAUGCCUAUCUCCAAGAUCCACGCCCGCUCAGUCUACGACUCUCGUGGUAACCCCACCGUUGAGGUGGACGUUGUCACCGAGACCGGUCUUCACCGUGCUAUUGUUCCUUCUGGAGCUUCUACCGGUCAGCACGAGGCUCACGAGCUCCGUGAUGGCGACAAGUCCAAGUGGCUCGGAAAGGGUGUUCUAACUGCCGUCAAGAACGUUAAUGAGACCAUUGGCCCCGCCGUCAUUAAGGAGAACCUCGACGUCAAGGAGCAGUCCAAGAUUGACGAGUUCCUCAACAAGCUUGACGGAACUCCCAACAAGAGCAACCUUGGUGCCAACGCCAUCCUCGGUGUCAGUCUGGCUAUCGCCAAGGCUGGUGCCGCUGAGAAGGGUGUCCCUCUUUACGCUCACAUCUCCGACUUGGCUGGAACAAAGAAGCCCUACGUCCUCCCCGUCCCCUUCCAGAACGUCCUCAACGGUGGUUCCCACGCCGGUGGUCGCCUGGCUUUCCAGGAGUUCAUGAUUGUUCCUGACACUGCUUCCUCUUUCUCCGAGGGUCUCCGCCAGGGUGCUGAGGUUUACCACAAGCUCAAGGCUCUUGCUAAGAAGAAGUACGGCCAGUCUGCUGGCAACGUCGGUGACGAGGGCGGUGUUGCUCCCGAUAUCCAGACCGCUGAAGAAGCUCUCGACCUCAUCACCGAAGCCAUUGAGCAGGCCGGCUACACCGGCAAGAUUCACAUUGCCAUGGACGUUGCCUCCAGCGAGUUCUACAAGCCCGAGGAGAAGAAAUACGACCUCGACUUCAAGAACCCCGACAGCGACCCCUCCAAGUGGCUCACAUACGAACAGCUUGCCGACCUCUACAAGUCCCUUGCUGCCAAGUACCCCAUUGUCAGUAUUGAGGACCCUUUCGCUGAGGACGACUGGGAGGCCUGGAGCUACUUCUACAAGACCUCUGACUUCCAGAUUGUCGGUGAUGACCUGACUGUCACCAACCCUCUCCGUAUCAAGAAGGCCAUUGAGCUCAAGUCCUGCAACGCUCUCCUUCUCAAGGUCAACCAGAUUGGUACCCUGACUGAGUCUAUUCAGGCCGCCAAGGACUCCUACGCCGAUGGCUGGGGUGUCAUGGUCUCUCACCGUUCCGGUGAGACUGAGGAUGUCACCAUUGCCGACAUCUCUGUCGGUCUCCGCUCCGGACAGAUCAAGACUGGUGCUCCUGCCCGGUCGGAGCGUCUAGCCAAACUGAACCAGAUCCUCCGUAUUGAGGAGGAGCUCGGCGAGAACGCCGUCUACGCCGGCCAGAACUUCCGCAAGUCUGUUAACCUGUAAAUGCCGCUAUGAAAACAAACUUCCCCAGUCAAACCUGCAACAUCAGGGAAUUAUUGGGUUAAAUUCCUGAACUGGCACGACUCAAGUUUAGUGUGCUGCUCACCCAAUUGAGCAGCAUAACCUAGCUGUAUCAACGAGUGACCGGGAAAGGACAGUUAUGAUGACGAAUCUACCAGCCAGUUACAUAUACAGUGGCCUAAUGAAAAGUUUCUGAAAUC
Aspergillus nidulans FGSC A4 is the source of this 1651-nucleotide messenger RNA. RefSeq names its product enolase acuN (gene aspf22). Gene Ontology annotation, cellular component: phosphopyruvate hydratase complex; cytoplasm. The transcript is spliced from 6 exons. Lineage: Eukaryota; Fungi; Ascomycota; Eurotiomycetes; Eurotiales; Aspergillaceae. The record is from RefSeq and is a predicted model, not a curated record. The coding region runs from base 117 to 1433 and encodes 438 amino acids. Gene Ontology annotation, molecular function: magnesium ion binding; phosphopyruvate hydratase activity. Gene Ontology annotation, biological process: glycolytic process.